AUGGCGGCGAUGGGGAGGGGGAGGGGAAGAAGGCGGCUGCCAUGGGCACUAGGGGUCGUCGGAGCUCCGACGAACCCUAGCGCCCACGGCGGGGUGGUGAAGUGCAGGCUACCUGUAUUAUUCGACGAGAUGCCCCCGAAGGUCACCAAGCGGUGGGUGCCGGUCAACCGGCCGGGGGAAGCCUCGUCGUCCUCACGCGGGCACUCGGGAGGAGGAGGUGGUGGGAGAGUCAACCCCGCCGCCGACCGCCUCAGCGCGCUGCCCGACGCGCUCCUCCACCACGUCAUGUCGUUCAUGAAGGCGUGGGACGCGGCGCGCACGUAUCGCGACCCGCCCCAGGACUUCGCCAAGUUCGUGUACCGGCUGCUGCUUGCUAGGGAGGCCCUUGCGCCGAUAGACACUCUCCGCCUGCGGUCACCUGGUGAGGAGGACGAACAUUUCGACAAUUCUGAUGUUAAGAUGUGGAUCCGCCAUGCAAUCAGACGGAAUGCUCGUGUUAUUCAGCUAACCGGUCACCCCAACCCCAAUUUGUUGGCGGAGCUGGAUCCUAUGGACCUCGUCUCUCGCCACCUCAAAAUCUUGAAACUGACCUAUACUGAAGUGUCUGAUAGCUUCACCAGGCAGCUGUCAUCUCGUUGCCCUUGUUUGGAGGAACUAGAGCUCAAGAGCUGCUUCGUAGAGGGCCGCGAGUUUACAUCUGUCUCUCUGAAGAGGUUGACCAUGGUCAAGUGCACUUUUGCUAACUUCUUCUCUGUUGAUGCUCCAAACCUUGUGUUUGUGCAGUGCAUCGCGCCAGAGUCUUGGGUCCCUGUGUUCAAGAGCUUUGGGGUGCUGGUAACAGGUAGUGUCAUGCUUGAUGACUCUUUAUUGAGUAAGGAGUUUAAAAAGUACCAAGAGGACGCUGAUGAAUAUCCUCGAACAAGUGACGACGAUGAUGACAACAACAUUGCAUUUGCCCCUAAAUAUGUUCCUGAUUCUGAUGACAGUGGUGAUGAAAUCCUCAGUGAUGAUUCUGGAUUCUUAGAUGAUUUUUAUGAUGAGCAUUAUUUAGCAGAUGAUGUCAAGGACAAUUAUGAUUAUGGAAGUGAAAUCAAUAGUGAUAGUGACACCUAUGAGUACAGUGAGAUUGCAAAUGGCUAUGAAGAUAAGCAGUUUGGAAACCAUGCCAAUAGACUUGAUCGCACUAGGGGCAAUAAAGAUCAUGGUUGCAGUGCAAAGCAUAUCAUUAAUGAUUAUAAAAAAUUUGGUGGCCAGAAUGUUCUCAAUAGCCUUUCAAAUGCUCGAUAUCUGGAGCUGUUAGGUCAUUCUGGAGAGGUCAUUAUGAGGAGAGAAUCGUUAAAUUGUCCAACUUUUAGCAACCUGAAGACAUUGGCCCUUGGAGAAUGGUGUAUCAGUACAGCUGUUGAUUUUUACAUAUUACUUCUCUUGCUUCAGCAUUCACCUAGUCUGGAGAAGCUUUAUCUUCAGCUUGAAAUGAACUGUGACAUCCAGAAGACAUUGAGAAGAGACCUUCGUAACUUGAAGCUAGAGAGGAGCAUUACCUCGAUGAACUGCGUGAAUAUGAAUCUUGAUCCUAUUCCUAUUAAAAACAGAAAUGUGCGAUAUGACAAAUAUGUACUCUUUUUCAGUACCUUGUAG
Messenger RNA from Miscanthus lutarioriparius, 1638 nucleotides. The record is from the annotation of a GenBank genome assembly. Lineage: Eukaryota; Viridiplantae; Streptophyta; Magnoliopsida; Poales; Poaceae.